AGCGUACAGAGAAACCUGGCGAAACUUACUGAAUUGCUGGUGACUGACUCUAAAAAACAGUGGUGAAAGUUUUGUUUAGUCAAAAUUCGUAACAAAAUAACAUUGCCGACAGGAAGUACUCCAUUUAAUACGUUGAAACUGAAAAACGGUUUGCCGUUCUGGUUUUACACGUGCAACAUGGCUGGAGGAAAUCGUAAAUAUGGUAAGAAAGAUGGGGAUCGUUACGAUGGAUCAAAAAAAAAAUUUGCCGGCAAGAAACGUAAAGAAUUUGAAGAUGAAGGAAAUUACGACGAAGGAAUCCCUGAUGGAAAUGAAGCUGAAGGUGUACCUGAAGCUGCAAAGCAUAACAUAGAAACUGAAGGCGAGAAACAAGGAGAGGAUGAAUAUGGUGCAAAAGAUUACCGGGACUUGCAACUCAAGCCUGAUCACAUGUCCAGACCAUUAUGGGUUGCCCCGAAUGGGCACAUCUUUUUGGAAUCUUUCUCACCAGUCUAUAAACAUGCACAUGAUUUUUUGAUUGCUAUUAGUGAACCAGUCUGCCGUCCAGAACACAUCCAUGAGUAUAAGUUGACAUCAUAUUCAUUGUAUGCUGCUGUGAGUGUUGGUUUACAAACACAUGACAUCAUAGAAUACUUGAAAAGACUAAGUAAAACAGCAGUUCCAGAUGGAAUUAUUGACUUCAUCAAAAUUUCAACACUUUCUUAUGGCAAAGUGAAGCUUGUGUUAAAGCACAACCGCUAUUUUGUGGAGUCACAAUAUCCGGAUGUGAUCCAAAAAUUGUUAAAAGAUCCUGUGAUUCAAGAAUGCCGACUCCGUCAUAGUGUUGAAACAACUACUGAUGGGCUAAUCACCCAAGUGCAAUCUAAAGCAACAUCCAUUCAAUUUGGAAAAGGCACAUCAGGAGAGGAUGCAGCAGAAGAUGCAGAGGGAAGCAGCAAGCAAGUGCCAGAUGACAUCACAAAUUUCUAUGAUAAAAUGGAUAAAGACGAAGAUGAUGACGAUGACGGUUCCCUUCAAACGGUUGCAUUCGAGGUCAACCAGGAAAAAAUUGAAACUAUACAAAAACGAUGUAUUCAGCUAGAGUACCCUUUACUAGCCGAAUACGAUUUCCGGAACGACACUCAUAAUCAAGAUAUCAACAUUGAUUUGAAACCUGCUGCUGUACUGAGACCUUAUCAAGAAAAAAGUCUGCGCAAAAUGUUUGGAAAUGGCCGAGCUCGCUCUGGACUCAUCGUCCUACCUUGUGGUGCCGGUAAAAGUUUAGUGGGCGUAACUGCUUGCUGCACUGUUCGUAAAAGAGCCCUAGUUCUUUGCAAUUCUGGAGUUUCAGUUGAACAAUGGAAAGCACAAUUCAAGAUGUGGUCGACAGCUGACGAUAGUAUGAUCUGCCGUUUUACAUCAGACGCUAAAGACAAACCUCAUGGAUGUAGCAUUAUGAUCACCACUUUUAACAUGAUAACACAUCAACAAAAGCGAUCGUAUGAAGCUGAUCAGACGAUGAAAUGGCUUCAAGAACAAGAGUGGGGAAUCAUGGUUCUAGAUGAAGUGCACACUAUCCCAGCACGCAUGUUUCGUCGUGUGCUGACGAUUGUACAAGCUCAUUGCAAGCUUGGUUUGACAGCUACUCUCGUUCGUGAAGACGACAAAAUUGCAGAUUUAAAUUUUUUAAUCGGACCAAAGUUGUACGAAGCUAAUUGGUUGGAGUUACAGAAGCGCGGAUUUAUUGCUCGUGUGCAGUGCGCUGAAGUGUGGUGUCCUAUGAGUCCCGAAUUUUAUCGCGAGUAUCUCGCAUGCAAAUCGGCAAAGAAAAUGCUGCUUUUUGUCAUGAAUCCUAACAAAUUCAGAGCUUGUCAAUUUCUUAUCCGCUAUCACGAGCGGAGGAAUGACAAAAUCAUCGUCUUUUCUGAUAAUGUCUAUGCCCUCAAACAUUUUGCGCUUACGAUGAACAAACCGUUUAUUUAUGGCCCAACUUCACAAAAUGAAAGGCUUCAGAUUCUUCAAAAUUUCAAACUCAAUCCUAAAGUCAACACCAUCUUUGUCAGUAAAGUCGCCGAUACUUCAUUUGAUUUGCCGGAUGCAAAUGUUUUGAUUCAGAUCUCCUCGCACGGUGGCUCACGUCGUCAAGAAGCCCAACGCCUUGGUCGUAUUCUGCGAGCAAAAAAGGGUGCCAUUGCGGAGGAGUAUAACGCAUUUUUCUACACCUUAGUGUCACAAGACACUAUGGAAAUGAGUUUCUCUCGUAAACGCCAACGUUUUUUGGUGAAUCAAGGCUAUAGUUACAAAGUCAUCACUCGCAUGGCGGGAAUGGAUCAAGAUCAAGAAUUGCAUUAUAAGACCAAAGAAGAGCAAACCAAGCUAUUGCAACUAGUCCUUACUGCAUCCGACAUGGAUGCUGACGAGGAACGUGUUCCAGGCGAAAUUGGAGGUCGACCAUCCGCGUUCGGACGUCGCACUGGAACUAUGGCUUCGAUGAGUGGUGCUGAUGAUGCAGUGUACAUGGAGUACAAACGCCCGUCAGCUUCCAGUAACUUAUCUAAACACCCUUUGUUCAAAAAAUAUCGCAUGAAGUAAUGGUGUCUAAAAUAAGAAAAUGUGAUCCUUUGAGAUGGUGAAUUAUCUUGAAUAAAGGUCUGAAGUGGUUUGUGAUAA
Messenger RNA from Daphnia carinata, 2649 nucleotides. RefSeq names its product general transcription and DNA repair factor IIH helicase subunit XPB-like (gene hay). Gene Ontology annotation, molecular function: hydrolase activity; 3'-5' DNA helicase activity; DNA binding. The record is from RefSeq and is a predicted model, not a curated record. The coding region runs from base 178 to 2571 and encodes 797 amino acids. Gene Ontology annotation, cellular component: transcription factor TFIIH holo complex; transcription preinitiation complex; nucleotide-excision repair factor 3 complex. Gene Ontology annotation, biological process: nucleotide-excision repair; transcription initiation at RNA polymerase II promoter. The transcript is spliced from 3 exons. NCBI's taxonomy places the organism in Eukaryota, Metazoa, Arthropoda, Branchiopoda, Diplostraca, Daphniidae.